GCCGAUAAACCCCACUGAAGAAGAAGAACCAGAAGGAAAAGAAGGAGUGGCAACAAAAACGUCGACUUGCUAUUGCUAGACAGUUGGCUUUUGAAGAAAGCGUAGAGACUAUUUGAACAAUAAGUUAAGAAUUUUCUAAAUACCAUAGCAGAUAAUUAUUGGAAAUUGUUAUAGAAAGUGCCAUGCACGCAAACACGGUAGUUAACUGAUCAAGCUAACGUUAGCUAAUUAGCCAGGCUAGAUAUCUCGCAGGUUCCAUCCAUUACCAGCUAAUGUUAGUUAAGUAGCUAACGUUAACUUAGUGGUGUCUGUCUUUCCACGUCAACACAGUGUGAUUUCGACAAGUGGAUAUUGCGAGAAGUUCAUCCGUUUAGGUGGGGAACUUUACAGUACAGAACAAGCAAACAAACCAAUCCAGGAAAUCGUGUGCUGCUGCUCGUUACGGGAAAAUAAGACGUCAUGCUGCCCUCAAAAGACGUCUGUUGGUCCUUGACAAUAUGGAUGGUACACCUUGCUUUCAUGGUUGUCACUGUUAAAGGUAAGGUCAACUAGAAUCAUUUAUAUUUCUAUGCAACUCACCCUGUCUACGGUCGGUGGUUUGAAGCUUAUACCGUCUAUGGUUUUAAGGUUUUUGACUCCUGCAUUUGGCUGCCUUGGUCUUUAACAUGAACUCUCCCACAUAUUUCAGCUCAAGAAUGCUCCAAACCCAUAGGAAAGCCCAACAUGGUUUUGACAAAAUCCUUCAUCACCAAAGAGACAUUUGGAGACGGAACAGAUGCUAAUUUUGAGUGUGAAAUUGGAUAUGUCCGUAAAGGAGGGUCUCGAUCAGUCACCUGUACUGCUGGCGUUUGGAGUGAAGUGAAACUGACAUGCGAAAGUAAUUCCAAUAAUUGUAUUUAUUAUUGUGGGGAAAACUUUAUAUAUUCAUAGCCCAUCCAUAAAACUCAGUGAAAUACUAUCCUAAGCCUAGCCUGGAAUCUGGACCUGUUUUGUGCAAAACAUUCUACUCCUUGCCACUACAUGUCAUAUGCCAAUAUGUUUGGCAUAUGACAUGGAGUGGCAUGUUAGCACAAAACAAGUCUGUAUUCCAAGCUAGCCUACAUUUCCUCUGUACAUGAGUCUGACUAGUAUUCUUCAUGGUUUUCAGAAAAGACAUGUGGCUCCCCGGGAGAAGUGGAGAACGGCAUUUUUAGUCUCAAUGGAGGGAUUCUGUUUGGUGCCAAAGCUUCUGUUACCUGUGACACUGGGUCAGUGCAAGGCUGUUUGCUUCCCCCUGCCCACUCGUUCUUUCUUGCGCGCGUGCUCUCGCUCUUUAAUAGGGCUGAACUGAGUGCUUUAACAUGUCAACUGUCAUGUUUCACAAAGCAGUCAAUUUGCAGGCCUAAUUUUGUGAUUUCCAAAUAGGCCUUAAUCAAACUUUUCCUCCCUAAAAGCUAAAGGAAAUGUUUGUAAUGCUUAGCGUAUGAACUACCUUUACUAUCAUGAUCAGAUGUGAACAGUAUGUUGUAACUCCUUGCUAUUCCAAAACUGUCUCAUAUUGUGUAAUCUUUCUCAGCUAUACGCUUGUGGGCAGCAGUGUAAGGAACUGUUUGGACGAAGGCUGGGAUGGCAGAGUUCCUGUAUGUGAAGGUUAGUCAUCUGAAGGAGCAUGUCAAGUUAAAAUAACAAUAACUUCAACAGUUCUAUGCUUGUGCCCAGAUCAAAACUGUUCAUAACUGCUGUUGUGCUCUACUCUGCAGUGGUGAAGUGUGGAAAGCCCCCCACCAUUGUCAAGGGUGGACCUGUUAUCCCACCUGAAGAUGAGUACAGCUAUGGAAGUGUUGUGGAAUAUAGCUGUGAGAAUGAUUACACUCUGGUUGGAACUAGAUCCAUAGCCUGUGACAAGGACGGAGAAUUCCAGCCAGCUCCACCUGAGUGUAAAGGUACGUUGGAAGCUUGCCUUUUUUCCCCUUCAUUGUUUUAAACAGUCAUAAUUAUGGUUGUUGACAAAACAUAGAACUGUUCACAUGAACUGCUCACACUGGUAAGAUCUAUUUGGGAUUCCACUUUCUUCCUCCACCACACAAUCAUGAUCAAGGUCAGGGUCCAGAUGACCUCUUCUAAAAAAUAAUUUAAAAAAAAACGUUUAAAUAUCUAUUAUCUAACCUGAUUAAAAAAUAACAUAAACAGAGAUGUGCAUGGGACAUUGGCUAAUAGAGCAGUCUAAAACAUGGUUUAUGUGUACUGUGGGCCUAUUCUAAAAACCAUGAUGCAACAUUGAGCUCAGAGGAAGUGGGUUACAAAAAAUCUAGCGUAUUUAUUGAAAGCCUAGUUCCAGAAUACAUAAAUAAGUUGUUAUAGCAAAAUUGUGAUAAUAUUGCCUUCAAAUAGCCUAACACUAAUGAGAAACUUGGGCCCGCCAUGUUCACAACAGUAUCUAAUGAACAUCUCUCUUUGUUUACAUCUGUAGAGGUUUCAUGUCCUACUCCUUUUGUUGAGAAUGGCGUUAGGACUGAAGGUCGUCUACCCCCCUACACGCACAAGUCUUUUGUGACGUAUAAGUGCAAAGAUGGAUAUGAGAUGGAGGGAAUGGCCAGUUUGACCUGUGAAAUAGAAGGCUGGUCAGCUCCUGAUCCCAAAUGCAAAGGUAAGACUUGUUUC
Molecule: messenger RNA, 2640 nt
Organism: Coregonus sp. 'balchen'
Lineage: Eukaryota; Metazoa; Chordata; Actinopteri; Salmoniformes; Salmonidae
Source: the annotation of a GenBank genome assembly